Molecule: messenger RNA, 2579 nt
Organism: Abrus precatorius (Indian licorice)
Lineage: Eukaryota; Viridiplantae; Streptophyta; Magnoliopsida; Fabales; Fabaceae
Product: actin-related protein 5-like
Exons: 12
Coding region: 48-2216 (722 amino acids)
Biological process (GO): regulation of DNA-templated transcription
Cellular component (GO): cytoplasm; Ino80 complex
Source: RefSeq, a predicted model, not a curated record
ACAUAGAACUAAAACCCCUGCUUCUUCUUCUGCUUCACACCAACACAAUGCCUUUCAUAUCCAAAAUUCAGCGCCAAUCUGAUUACAGUCUCUUCGGUUCCGCCACUCCCCUCGUGAUCGACAAUGGCGCCUCCUAUUUUCGUAUUGGAUGGGCUGGAGAGACUGAACCUCGUGUUGUUUUCCGCAACAUUGUGCAAAGGCCACGCCACAAAGCCACUGGAGAAACUGUCACCAUUGUUGGUGACCAUGAUCCAGCAUUAUUGAAAUACUUUGAUUGCACUCGCUCUGGACCGCGCUCAGCAUUUGACAGCAAUGUUGUGUACCAGUUUGAAAUAAUGGAAUAUAUUCUGGACUUUGGAUUUGAUCGGAUGGGUGCAACAGGAUCAGAGAUUGAUCAUCCUGUCCUGAUCACAGAAUGUGUAUGCAACCCUGUUCAGUCUCGUAGCAAAAUGGGAGAACUUCUUUUUGAGACUUACGGAGUUCCAUCUAUAGCCUUUGGUGUUGAUGCAGCAUUCAGCUAUAAAUAUAAUCAACAACUAGGUGUUUGUGAUAAAGAUGGUCUUGCUAUGUGUCCGGGGUUCACUACAACUCAUGUGAUUCCGUUUGUAGAUGGGGAGCCUGUUUAUAAAGGAUGCUGCCGCACUAAUAUUGGUGGAUUCCAUGUGACUGAUCAUUUAAAGCAACUUCUUUCACUUAAAUAUCCUUACCAUAUGGCUAGAUUUACAUGGGAAAAGGUUGAAGACCUAAAGAUGGAACAUUGUUAUAUUGCACCGGAUUAUGCUUCUGAAGCUCGGUUGUUUCAGAAAGGAGCUAAGGAGGCUGAAGAAAAAACCAGAUGUUGGCAGCUCCCUUGGGUUCCACCUCCAACAGAGGAACCUCCUUCUGAGGAAGAGAUUGCAAGAAAGGCAGCAAUAAGAGAGAGACAAGGUCAAAGAUUACGAGAAAUGGCUGAGGCAAAGAGAUCAUCUAGAAUAAAUGAAUUGGAAAAUGAAUUGCAUGGUUUGGAAUUUCUUUUACAACAGCUUGAACAAGUUGACGAGAGUGAUGUUCCAUCUUUUCUAGGGGAGACUGGCUAUGUCUCUAGGCAAGAGAUAGAAUCUGCCCGUCUUAAAGUUAUGCAAUCCUUACGGAAAGCAAAAGGUGACCCAAGGAGUGAACAACCUGAAACUGAAAAGGCUGACCCUGCCAGUAAUGAGAAGUACUCUCUUAUAAACAUACCUGAUGAUAUGCUGACCCCAGAUCAGCUCAUUGAAAAGAAGAAACAGUUGUCACUUAAAUCCAUGUCUGAAGGGCGGCAAAGACUAAAGCAAAAGCGUUACGAGGAGGAAUUGGAGCGAGAAAGGAAACAACAGCUAGAGGAGGAAAAACGCCUGGAGAACCCAGAGCUUUACUUGGAGCAGUUGCAUGUUAGAUACAAAGACCUUUUGGAGAGAGUUGACCAACGAAAACGGCUCAAGACAAAUGGAGGCCAUACUAAUGGAAAUAAUUUCUCCACUGGCAUUGGUCGUGGUGAGAGACUCAAUGCUGCUCAAAGGGAGAGAAUGCGCCUCUUGACAACUGCAGCCUUUGAUCGUGGCAAGGGUGAGGAUACAUUUGGUGCCAGAGAUGAAGAUUGGCAACUAUACAAGUUGAUGAGCAAAGAUAAUGAUGAUGAUGAUGAGGGACCAGAUGAGGAUGACGCAGAGCUAGCUCGCAUCUCUUCAAGGCUACAGGACUUGGAUCCAACAUUUGUGCCCAAGUUAGAAACAGGUACCUCUCAACCUGCUGAGGUGCCACGUGUCCGUUCUCUCACCAAAGAAGAUUUUCAGAUUGUGUUUGGGGUUGAAAGGUUUAGAUGCCCUGAACUUUUGUUCAAUCCCAACUGGAUUGGGGUGGAUCAGGUAGGACUAGAUGAGAUGGCCGGGGUCUCAAUAAGAAGGUUAUCAUGUAAGGAUGAAAGCCUGGAAGGGAGACUCACUAACUCCAUACUUGUGACUGGUGGAAGUUCUCUUUUCCCUGGCAUCGUCGAACGUCUUGAAGCCGGAAUUCGGAUGAUUAGACCCUGUGGAUCACCUAUAAAAAUAGUUAGAGCACUGGAUCCAGUUAUGGAUGCAUGGCGUGGUGCUGCUGCCUAUGCAUCAGCCCCAGAAUUCCAUACACAAACUUUCAGUAAGAUGGAUUAUUAUGAAAAGGGUGAAGAUUGGCUUCGCAGUUAUCAACUGAAAUAUUCAUUGUAAUUGAUUUGCUGACACAGAACUGUAUGAUGACUUGAGCAUCGUACCUCAAGUUAGACUAAAUAUUUAUUCACUCAUUUAACUUGCAGGUCAUACUAUUGCUGAAGCUAGAAGUAGUAUGUAUGCCUAUUGAGAUUUUUCACUUUUCAGUCUGAUGAAGAAUAUCAUCCGCGGGGUUUGUUUUAGUUGAUGAAAUUGUGUACAUUGUUUUCAUUAUCCACUCGUUUGAGAAUCGUGCUAAAAUCUGUGAUCCUGCACUCACAAAAUUUAAGGUUGCUGUUGAAUUAUUCAGUGGUAUUAGAGCUGGCUAGAGAAACUAUGUAUACUUUGUGGUCAUAUGCUUCAUAAUUUAAUACCGUGUCACUG